GUAAAUAACAGCGCUGGUGAUCCACCCGCGCGCACGGGCCGUCCUCUCCGCGCGGGGAGACGCGCGCAUCCACCAGCCCCGGCUGCUCGCCAGCCCCGGCCCCAGCCAUGGAAGAGCUCACGGCUUUUGUAUCCAAGUCUUUUGACCAGAAAAGCAAGGACGGUAACGGCGGAGGCGGAGGCGGCGGAGGUAAGAAGGAUUCCAUUACGUACCGGGAAGUUUUGGAGAGCGGACUGGCGCGCUCCCGGGAGCUGGGGACGUCGGAUUCCAGCCUCCAGGACAUCACGGAGGGCGGCGGCCACUGCCCGGUGCAUUUGUUCAAGGACCACGUAGACAAUGACAAGGAGAAACUGAAAGAAUUCGGCACCGCGAGAGUGGCAGAAGGGAUUUAUGAAUGCAAAGAGAAGCGCGAGGACGUGAAGUCGGAGGACGAGGACGGGCAGACCAAGCUGAAACAGAGGCGCAGCCGCACCAACUUCACGCUGGAGCAGCUGAACGAGCUCGAGCGACUCUUCGACGAGACCCAUUACCCCGACGCCUUCAUGCGCGAGGAGCUCAGCCAGCGCCUGGGGCUCUCCGAGGCGCGCGUGCAGGUUUGGUUCCAGAACCGGAGAGCCAAGUGCCGCAAACAAGAGAAUCAGAUGCAUAAAGGCGUCAUCUUGGGCACAGCCAACCACCUAGACGCCUGCCGAGUGGCACCCUACGUCAACAUGGGAGCCUUACGGAUGCCUUUCCAACAGGUCCAGGCUCAGCUGCAGCUGGAAGGCGUGGCCCACGCGCACCCGCACCUGCACCCGCACCUGGCGGCGCACGCGCCCUACCUGAUGUUCCCCCCGCCGCCCUUCGGGCUGCCCAUCGCGUCGCUGGCCGAGUCCGCCUCGGCCGCCGCCGUGGUCGCCGCCGCCGCCAAAAGCAACAGCAAGAAUUCCAGCAUCGCCGACCUGCGGCUCAAGGCGCGGAAGCACGCGGAGGCCCUGGGGCUCUGACCCGCCGCGCAGCCCCCCGCGCGCCCGGACUCCCGGGCUCCGCGCACCCCGCCUGCACCGCGCGUCCUGCACUCAACCCCGCCUGGAGCUCCUUCCGCGGCCACCGUGCUCCGGGCACCCCGGGAGCUCCUGCAAGAGGCCUGAGGAGGGAGGCUCCCGGGACCGUCCACGCACGACCCAGCCAGACCCUCGCGGAGAUGGUGCAGAAGGCGGAGCGGGUGAGCGGCCGUGCGUCCAGCCCGGGCCUCUCCAAGGCUGCCCGUGCGUCCUGGGACCCUGGAGAAGGGUAAACCCCCGCCUGGCUGCGUCUUCCUCUGCUAUACCCUAUGCAUGCGGUUAACUACACACGUUUGGAAGAUCCUUAGAGUCUAUUGAAACUGCAAAGAUCCCGGAGCUGGUCUCCGAUGAAAAUGCCAUUUCUUCGUUGCCAACGAUUUUCUUUACUACCAUGCUCCUUCCUUCAUCCCGAGAGGCUGCGGAACGGGUGUGGAUUUGAAUGUGGACUUCGGAAUCCCAGGAGGCAGGGGCCGGGCUCUCCUCCACCGCUCCCCCGGAGCCUCCCAGGCAGCAAUAAGGAAAUAGUUCUCUGGCUGAGGCUGAGGACGUGAACCGCGGGCUUUGGAAAGGGAGGGGAGGGAGACCCGAACCUCCCACGUUGGGACUCCCACGUUCCGGGGACCUGAAUGAGGACCGACUUUAUAACUUUUCCAGUGUUUGAUUCCCAAAUUGGGUCUGGUUUUGUUUUGGAUUGGUAUUUUUUUUUUUUUUUUUUUUUUUUUUUUUUUUUGCUGUGUUACAGGAUUCAGACGCAAAAGACUUGCAUAAGAGACGGACGCGUGGUUGCAAGGUGUCAUACUGAUAUGCAGCAUUAACUUUACUGACAUGGAGUGAAGUGCAAUAUUAUAAAUAUUAUAGAUUAAAAAAAAAAUAGCCGUGCACUCUUGACCCCGUCAGCGUCCAACGUGGAAAAGGCGUUACCUCUUCUCCCAGCGCUGGCCGCCUGGCCACUGAGGGCCCUUUGCAAAAAUCACGGGUGUAGAGAUGGCCCUGGGCGCGCUGGGAGUGUGGUUGUGUUUCUGAAGGGGAUAAAAGAGGGCACGGUGGUGCCAAGAUAUCAGUUUGGUACCUGAGCUGUUUCUGGUUGGGAAGCGUAAAAGCCAGGGAGAGAUCCAGAGAGUUUUCAAGUUUUUGCAGAUGUAGGUGGUUCCAGCUUUUCUUUCUCCCCUACUCCAUCUUCUGCGUUCCCCCAGUUCUUUUAUUUCUUUGUUUUUUAUUUUUGAGACAGAGACUUGCUUUGUCGCCCAGGCUGGAGUGCAGUGGCGCAAUGUCAGCUCACUGCCACCUCCGCCUCCCGGGUUCAAGCGAUGCUCCUGCCUCAGCCUCCCGAGUAGCUGGGACUACAGGCACCUGCCACCACCCCCGGCUAAUUUUUUGUAUUUAUAGUAGAGACGGGGUUUCACCGUGUUGGCCAGGCUCGUCUCGAACUCCUGACCUCAGGUGAUCUGCCCGCCUCGGCCUCCCAACGUGCCCCCAGUUUUAUAAACAGCAGAUAGCAACUUGUCGUCACAGCUGGCAUGGGCUGGACAGUUGCUUGAAAUGACCUAACCAAAAACAUUCAAGGGUUCUGCCCCCAGAUUUCGGGAGAUCCACGUUCCAUGUUCUGAUUGGUUUUCUGGGAACACAGCAAGGGGUUUGGUGACCUCCGAGAAGAUCCAUCUGCAUGAUUGGCAUUAGUUACCACAGCCUGCCCAGAGAGAAACUAUCUUCUCCCAACAUUUACUAACAUCCACUGGUCAACUCUCUUAUUUCCAUAACACAUUUGCAUCUUUCUGGAUUCAAGCUUGGUGGUUUUCUUUCCUAACUUCUGAUUUAGAUACUUCUCCCUGAGGUGGGGAUAAAAGAAAAAAAAAAACAACUUCUUUUUUUCUUCCGCAUAACACUUUCUAUCUUGUCACUGAGCUGAACUGUAGAUCCAUUUGGACCCGUCUCAUUUGUAUCUUCUGAUAUUCUUUAUACAAACCAAAAGUCCCCUUCAACAUUUUUUAUGUCAAAAUGUUACAACCGCUGUAAAAUGACGGAGAGAGAGAGAAAGAAUCCCAGACAUUAACGGUAUUAGAGAGUUUGCCUCAUUCAUCCAUUUUUCUUAAAAGCUGGAAAUUAAAAAAAAAAAAGAGAGAGAGAGGCUUUAAUAGUUAAGCUGAAAUUUUUAUCGAAAAGAAGAAUUGCAUUUUGAAUCUUUGGGAAGUAGGUUCAUUCAUCAGAGUAUGUAACCCUUUGGAAAAGUGGUUGGUAAGAUAUGUACAGCCCUAGAUUUUUUUUUUUUAACCAAAAAGGCUGAGUAAUUUUGAAAAAUCGAAACAUAACAGUGUGUCAUCAUUUCCUCCCAAGAAAAAGCUCACUCCACGUGAGUAGAAAGACAUCUACCUGGUCCCUGUAGAAUCUGAACGUUUCUCUUUAGAGACGGAAUUUCAAUCUUGUCCCCCAGGCUGGAGUGCAGUGGCACAAUCUCGGCUCACCGCAACCUCCGCCUCCCGGGUUCAAGCCAUUCUCCUGCCUCAGCCUCCCGAGUAGCUGGGAUUACAGGCACCUGCCACCAGGCCUGGGUAACUUUCUGGUAUUUUUAGUAGAGACAGGGUUUCAGCCUCCCGAGUAGCUGGGAUUACAGGCACCUGCCACCAGGCCUGGGUAACUUUCUGGUAUUUUUAGUAGAGACAGGGUUUCAGCCUCCCGAGUAGCUGGGAUUACAGGCACCUGCCACCAGGCCUGGGUAACUUUCUGGUAUUUUUAGUAGAGACAGGGUUUCAGCCUCCCGAGUAGCUGGGAUUACAGGCACCUGCCACCAGGCCUGGGUAACUUUCUGGUAUUUUUAGUAGAGACAGGGUUUCGGCCUCCCGAGUAGCUGGGAUUACAGGCACCUGCCACCAGGCCUGGGUAACUUUCUGGUAUUUUUAGUAGAGACAGGGUUUCGGCCUCCCGAGUAGCUGGGAUUACAGGCACCUGCCACCAGGCCUGGGUAACUUUCUGGUAUUUUUAGUAGAGACAGGGUUUCAGCCUCCCGAGUAGCUGGGAUUACAGGCACCUGCCACCAGGCCUGGGUAACUUUCUGGUAUUUUUAGUAGAGACAGGGUUUCGGCCUCCCGAGUAGCUGGGAUUACAGGCACCUGCCACCAGGCCUGGGUAACUUUCUGGUAUUUUUAGUACAGACAGGGUUUCAGCCUCCCGAGUAGCUGGGAUUACAGGCACCUGCCACCAGGCCUGGGUAACUUUCUGGUAUUUUUAGUAGAGACAGGGUUUCGGCCUCCCGAGUAGCUGGGAUUACAGGCACCUGCCACCAGGCCUGGGUAACUUUCUGGUAUUUUUAGUAGAGACAGGGUUUCGGCCUCCCGAGUAGCUGGGAUUACAGGCACCUGCCACCAGGCCUGGGUAACUUUCUGGUAUUUUUAGUAGAGACAGGGUUUCGGCCUCCUGAGUAGCUGGGAUUACAGGCACCUGCCACCAGGCCUGGGUAACUUUCUGGUAUUUUUAGUAGAGACAGGGUUUCAGCCUCCCGAGUAGCUGGGAUUACAGGCACCUGCCACCAGGCCUGGGUAACUUUCUGGUAUUUUUAGUACAGACAGGGUUUCGGCCUCCUGAGUAGCUGGGAUUACAGGCACCUGCCACCAGGCCUGGGUAACUUUCUGGUAGUUUUAGUAGAGACAGGGUUUCAGCCUCCCGAGUAGCUGGGAUUACAGGCACCUGCCACCAGGCCUGGGUAAUUUUUUUGCAUUUUUGGUAGAGACAGGUUUUUGCUGUGUUGGCCCGGCUGGUCUCAAACUCCUGACCUCAGGUUGACCUGCCCGCUUUGUCCCUCGCAAAGUGCUGGGAUUACAGGCGUGAGCCACCGCACCUGGCCUGAAUCUGAACUUUUAAAAGGGAGUUACUGACUCUCAACUGUGCGGGGACGGUUUCAGUUUGAUUUAAUAUGGAAAGAGGGCCAAGUGUCAUCCUCACAAAUGGGUCCCCGAAGCAGAUCAAACGCAGAGAACUGUGAGGGUGGGACACGAGUGUCUGUGGACACUGGCUGCCUUUGGCUUUUCUCCUGCGAGAGAAGUUGGGUGACUUUCUGUAGGUGGAUGAGUGAUCCCUGAAUGAGUGUGGGGUACGUGUAUGCUAGCUGCUUCUUUCUCCCUGAAACUCUCGGAUGGAAGGAAGUAAGAAAUUCAGCUUGGGCUGUGACCAGUUCUCACCACCAACGCCCUCUUCUCUCUCCCUUCUCCUUCCUUCCUUCCUUCCUUUCUUUCUUUUUCUUUCUUUCUCUCUUUCUUUCUUUUCUUUCUUUCUGUUUCUUUCCUUUUUAUCUUUCUCUCUUUUUCUUUCUCUUUUCCUUUUUUGUUUCUUUCUUUCUUUUUCUUUCUUUCUUUUUCUUUCUUCUUUCUUUCUUCGAUGAAGUCUCACUCUGUCACCCAGGCUGGAGUGCAGUGGUGCAAUCCCAGCUCACUGCAUCCUCUACCUCCUGGCUUCAAGAAAUUCUCCUGCCUCAGCCUCCCAAGUAGCUGGGAUGACAGGCACCCACCACCAUUCCCGGAUAAUUUUUGUAUUUUUUAGUAGAGACCGGGUUUCGCCAUGUUGGCCAGGCUGGUCUUGAACUCCUGACCUCACAUGAUCCACCCGCCUCAGCCUCCCAGAGUGCUGGGAUUACGGGGUGAGGCACCGCGCCCGGCCUCCUCUCUCUUUUUCUGAGAUGUUUAGGAAGGACUGGGCUGAUGGGGACCCUCUGUAUGUGAUGUGCGUGGGUUUGGUUUCCCGGAAGGCCCUCCAGAGACACGUUUGCGUGAACAUUCAGCAUGGAAACAACAUACGUCUCUCCACAGGAGGUGAGAAAUUGAAUUUAUGGGGUGGGUGUACGCUGGCGAUUCUUGGUGCUUUUUGCUCAAAACAAGGUUCUUUUGAAAGUCACGUUCCUGCUUUCCCUGUGGCUUCCCGGUGAGCUCGCUCGCAGAGCAAGGAAUACCACCCAGAGAGCAACGUGGGCUGUGUUCCGAUGUAACGCCGUUGCAGAGAGAGGAUUUGGUGUGUGAGAUCCGUACCAGCUCCAGCACACUGAUAGGAACACGUUGCUGGCCGAACUGAACGAUGCUGGGUUGGGUCCUGAUUGAUACGUAUUUUCUUCCCUCCUCUCCCCAAAACUUGGCCAAAUAGUCCGUGGAGGGUUGUCAGUCGCCGCAGUUGAGCAAAAAACACUUCUUCCUUUGAGUGGCUGUUCUGGUGAAAUCUGUUUCUGACAUAUCCACUUUUCUCUCUCUUUUCUCUCUCUCUGACUGCGAAGCACCCACAGGGAGAAGGAAUUGGAUGUAUCGGAUGUUGCUAUUAGAUUUUCUUUCUCCGUUCGAGUCUCUGACUGGUGCAUACUUUGCAAAGGUGUGUUCCUGGCAAUUGCCAAGAGUUAGAAAAAUGCACCUUCUCUGGUGGCCGUUGGGGUGUUGUUUCACAGGCAGUGGUGACAGGGCCCCUUGGCUGUGGCUGUCUUCUCCAGCGCCGUGGAUAAAGAGAUGGGACAGAUUCUGUGCCUCUGUACGAUUUAGAGCGUAACUGACCGCGUCCAACACCCGUUUUUCCACUUACAAAGCUGGUGGUGCGACGGGCUUGGUGUCUCCCGUACGGGAAGGAGGCCUUUGGGCCGCUCCAAAGACGCCCUGUCGUAGGAAUGGCCUCUCCAUCCCGCCAAAGUCCAGCCAGGCCCCCGAAAUGGUCCCAUUUCCUUGGAAGCCUGAGUUUCUGUUCUGGUCUUGCUGCUGUCCUUGGCCACGUCAGCACGUGGGAGCAUCUGUGGAUACCGCAGAGUCUGGGGACAGCUGGGCGUUUAACCGAAAUGAAGCCGAGACGGGUUUCAGGUUUUGGUGCCAAGCUCUGGUCAGGAUGAAAGGGAAAUACCAGAGUCCUCUGUCCUCGCCUCUGGGUUUCAUGCUGACCUUUCUAACAUUUGUUUUCCCCUAAGAACAAGCAGAAGCCUCCAGCUCCCUUUAGCUCCACAGUUUUCCCGGGGACAUAGCGAGGAUGGCACACGGCAGCCACUCCCACGACACACAUUUCGGAGGCACUUUGCUGGAAGCCGCUUGUCUCCUCCAGCUUUGGGAGGUCUGGGGAGGAGAGAGGCUUUCGGUGGACACGUUUGACAUUAAAAAAAAAAAAAAAAAAAAAAAAAAACUGGUGCCUAAUUUAUUAAAGAGAAUUAGCUUAGCGAGUAUAUGCUGAUAUUCUUCGACACACGUGGGUAAGUUGAUGCCAUUUAUAAAUGUUUUAUUGAAAUUUGAUAUUUAAUGAGAAGCCGGUUAAGGAAUGUAGACAAUAUCCCGUUUCAAAGCUAUGAAAUGUGCUAUUUAUUGAAAGGGGAUGUGGCUUCACGAGUUCAGCCCAUUGUACGUGCAGGUCCCGUGGGAAGGAGGCAAAAGCCCCUGCUUCUUACUUUGUGAUGUAUGUGCAUUUGUUAUUUAUUUUUUUUUCCUUGGUCGGACGUUCAUAAAUAUGUACUAUUUUAAUUAUGUCGAGUGUAAAUUUGACAUCGCGUUGCAUUUAUUUUUAUAUUUCUGAAAACUGUUGCUUUUUCUUUUUCCCUCCCCCAUUGACGACAUAGCGGCCCCCGCGUCCGGGUUACAAAUACAUCUACAGAUAUUUUCAGGGAUUGCUUCAGAUGAAAACAAAUCACACACCGUUUCCCAAACCAACAGUCUUCACAUUUCUAUCCCUCUGUUAUUGUCGGCAGGCGGUGAGGGGUAGAAAAAAAACAAACAAACAAACAGAAAAAAAAACCAAAAAAAACCACCCUGAGUUUCUCUGGUGACGCCCUCAUUCUCCUAACGUUCAAUAAUCUCAAUGUUGAGUUGCAGCAACAGACUGUAUUUUUGUGACGCCCCGUAGUAUGAAUGUACAUCUUGUAAAACUGAGAUAUAAAUAAACUUAUAAAUAUUUGUA
Molecule: messenger RNA, 7934 nt
Organism: Homo sapiens (human)
Lineage: Eukaryota; Metazoa; Chordata; Mammalia; Primates; Hominidae
Gene: SHOX
Product: SHOX homeobox
Exons: 5
Coding region: 108-986 (292 amino acids)
Biological process (GO): regulation of DNA-templated transcription
Cellular component (GO): nucleus
Molecular function (GO): DNA binding; DNA-binding transcription factor activity, RNA polymerase II-specific
Source: RefSeq, marked reviewed